Messenger RNA from Humulus lupulus (European hop), 2524 nucleotides. RefSeq lists its product as uncharacterized. Gene Ontology annotation, molecular function: protein binding. Lineage: Eukaryota; Viridiplantae; Streptophyta; Magnoliopsida; Rosales; Cannabaceae. The coding region runs from base 290 to 2266 and encodes 658 amino acids. The record is from RefSeq and is a predicted model, not a curated record. The transcript is spliced from 8 exons.
GUACAAAGUACUUGAAGAAAGCUUGGCCAUUUUUUAAUAUUUGACUUAUUUGAGCAAAGUGUGAAACUGGUCUUUCGAGAUAUUGCAUUGGCCACAAUCUUUGGUGGGUCGGUGAUAUUGUUGAAUAUUGGCUCUUCUUUGGCAUUUAGCUCGAGGGAGCAAAACUCGGUCCGUGAGUUGUGGCUUUGGCGACUAUUAAAGGGUUUGAACUAGUUUUCUUUGAGAUUGACUGGAAAGAGUGUUAGAAGAAUUGGUUUUUGAUGUGGAAUACUUUUCUUAAGAUCAAGACAUGCUUAGGUCUUAUGAAGGAGAAAAUGAUAUGUUCUUCGACUCACAGGAUUUUUUGUCAAAUGAAGAGUCAAGCGUGACACAGGAAGAAUUGAGGAGUAGUAGUAACUUGGAGUAUGAAAUCUGGUUUAGUGAGCCAAGUAGUGUCAAGGAAAGAAGGAAAAUCUUUCUAAAACAGAUGGGUUUAGCUGAACUUACUUUUCCAAAUAAUAGUCCUCGGGAGAUGGAAAUUGAAAUUGAUAGCUCAUCUAAGAUAAUGGCAUUGGACAGGCUUGUUGAGUGUGGUGGAACUGUUUCACGUCGUUCUAUGUUUUCUGCUAGUUACAUUGAGGAAACUUCGGAUUGUUGUAGAGUGGAAGAGAGCGGUGAGGCAAAUUCUAUGUCUAAUGUGUUAGAAGGAUUCCAAAAAGAUCAUAAUAUAGUUUUAGCUGUAGAGUUUCCACCGGGAGAAGCUGAGGUUCAUUUAGAAUGUCAUAAUCUUCAUGAUGAUACAAAGAAAAUAACGAGUUUGUGGAAGCGUUUUGUAAAUAAGAGGAAUGGAAGAGGCAGUAAAGUUGCGUGUGAUGCCUCAAAGCCAGCAAUGCAAACCACUGUAGAAUCAAAACUAAAGGUUGUUCAUAACAAGAAGAGGUGCUUAGAGUUUACCGCCCCUGUCAUUGGACAAGAAGUUCGUGCACAUAAGGGCUUCAUUUGUUCGAUGAAGUUUAGUCCAGAUGGUCAGUAUCUUGCAAGUGGUGGUGAAGAUGGAGUUGUACGAGUUUGGCGAGUGAUGGCAAUAGCAUCUUCUGAUUAUUUAUCAGCUAAAGGAAGCUUUUGUAGCAAAUUGAAGGAAGGGAAAUCCAGUUUUCAAAGGAAACAUCCAAUCCAUGCCUCAGUUAUCUUUCCUGAUAACAUUUUCCGGAUUGAUGAGACCCCAGUACAUGAGUUUUAUGGCCACUCUAGCGAUGUGUUAGACCUGGCUUGGUCCAAUUCAAAUUUUAUUAUUUCAUCCUCCAAGGAUAAAACUGUUCGACUUUGGCAAUUGGGUCGCAAAGAUUGUCUCAACGUUUUCCAGCACAAUAAUUAUGUUACCUGCAUCCAAUUCAAUCCUCUGGACGACAAUUACUUCAUCAGUGGCUCCAUCGAUGGGAAAGUUCGAAUCUGGGGAUUAUCCGAGAAGCGAGUUGUUGAUUGGACUGAUGUCCGAGAUGUGAUCACUGCUAUAUGUUACCAACCUGAUGGAAAAGGGUUCAUAGUUGGCUCCAUUACUGGCACUUGCCGUACUUAUCAAACAUCAGGCGAAUGUCUCAUGUUGGAUUCACAGAUACACAUUCCUGGUAGAAAGAAAGCUGCAGGCAAUAAAAUAACUGGCAUCAAGUUCUCCCAGGAAAAAUCUCAAUGUGUUAUGAUAUCAUCAGAGGACUCAAAACUUCGCAUAUUUGAUGGUGUUGAUCUGACUCAUAAAUAUAAAGGUCUUCCAAAGUCAGGAAGUCAAAUCUCAGCUUCUUUUACAUCGAGUGAGAGACACAUAAUCUCCGUCGGAGAAGACUCUCGUGUAUAUAUCUGGAACCAUGAUGCCUUGUCUGCUCCUUCAUUGAAACAAACAAAGUCCGUUCGAUCUUGUGAGUAUUUCUUUCAUGAAGGUGUGUCAGUUGCCAUUCCCUGGUCAGGAAUGGGAACUGAACAGAACAGCUUGAGCAAUGCAACUUCCUUGCAAGCGCAGGACCACCUAGAAACAACUUCAUGGACCAGAGAUUCGGAGCGUUUUUCUCUUGGUGGUUGGUUUUCUAUAGACGGCACGUGUAAGGGAUCUGCAACUUGGCCUGAGGAGAAACUUCCUUUGUGGGAUAUCUCAUUCACAGAAGACCAGAAUAGUUUGAAGCAACACCACCAUAACCCCACAGCUAUAUCAGAAACAUGGGGGCUUGUGAUAGUAACAGCCGGGUUAGAUGGAACAAUAAGAACAUUCCAUAAUUAUGGAUUGCCUGUCAGACUCUAAGCUCAUCGUUCUGUAUUGUUGAAUUGAAUAGAAUCAACUUUCAGCAACUAAACAUCUCUGUUGAACCGAAGAAUGUGUUGUGUAUGUUUGUACAUUUUCAUACUUGUUCAUAUAAGCAGUUGUCUUGGUCCUGCCAAGGAGAUAGGACUCUACAAUUUUGUUUAUUAUUUUCUCCUCUUUUGUGAAGAAUAGUUCAAUGUAAAUGACAAUACAGAAAAAAAAAAUACAAUUAGUUAAAUAUUUCAUUGUGAGCUUUAA